AGUUAGGGUUCCAGUUUCACUCUCUAUCUCCUAAAAAAUCAAAAAUUUAAUAAAAAACCUACCUUUACUGCUACUCUCACUUCUAUUUUCCCCCUAAAUUCUCUCUCCCUUUUCACGUAACCUGUCCUUUCUUUUACGAAUUUCGCACAAUUCCAAUUCUAGUGUGUUGAAUCAGCCGUUUUGUUGUUAAAUUCCGCUACGGCCUGCAUAAUUCCCACUUAAAUAGAGAAUUAACAUGCAAACUGUGCAACGUAGUUGUCCCUAAGAAUUUGGUUUGAGUGGUGGGUUGCUAUGGAUGUUCAUGUGAUUGAUGAAGAGGAGGGGAUGGGUCACCGUGUAAUGGCCUAUGAUGGUGAUGCUGAACCCAUUGAGGGUGGAGAAGUAAAUAAUGCGGAGCAUUCUUCGGCACAUGAUGAAGAUGUAGUGCCCGAGCCAUAUGUGGGUAUGGAAUUUCAUUCUGAGGAUGUUGUAAAAACUUUCUAUGAUGAGUAUGCGAGACGACUAGGUUUUAGCUCCAAAGUUGUUCAUUUUAACCGUACUAAAACUGAUGGGAUCAAUGUUCGUGAGUUUGCAUGUGGCAGAGAGGGUUUGAAAAGGAGGUCUGCAGAUAGUUGUGAUGCAAUGCUUAGGGUAGAGCUUAAGGGUCAAAACAAAUGGGUUGUAACAAAAUUCAUAAAGGAGCAUAGCCAUUCUAUGGUGAGUCCCAGCAAAGUGCAUUACCUUAGACCCCGCAGGCAUUUUGCUGGUGCUACAAAAGGCAUCGCUGAAACUUACCAAGGAGGGGGAAUUGUACCUAGUGGGGUAAUGUCUGUUUCCAUGGAUGGAAACCAUGCACCUGCAGAGGCUAAUCGUGGUCUUAGGAAUUCUCCUGCUGCAGAAGCAAAUCGUGUAAGUAAGAAUGCUUUCCCAUUAAAUUACACCGUUAGGCCCAAUUUUCGAAAAAGGACACUAGGGAGGGAUGCUCAGAAUCUGUUAGAAUAUUUCAAGAAAAUGCAGGCUGAAAACCCUGGUUUCUUUUAUGCAAUACAACUUGAUGAAGAUAAUCGCAUGGCCAAUGUUUUUUGGGCAGAUGCAAGGUCGAGGACAGCUUACAACCAUUUUGGGGAUGCAGUUACAUUGGAUACAAAUUACAGAGUAAAUCAGUAUAGAGUGCCAUUUGCUCCAUUUACUGGUGUUAACCAUCAUGGUCAAACAAUUUUAUUUGGCUGUGCAAUACUUCUAGAUGAUUCUGAGGCUUCUUUUGUUUGGCUUUUCAAGACAUUUCUCACAGCAAUGAAUGAUCGGCAGCCUGUUUCUAUUAUCACUGAUCAAGACAUGGCCAUUCAGCUAGCAGUGUCUCAGGUGUUUCCUGAGUCCCGACACUGUAUUAGCAAAUGGCAUGUCUUAAGAGAAGGCCAAGAAAAAUUGGCUCAUGUGUGUCAUGCACAUCCUAAUUUUCAGGUGGAAUUGUACAACUGUAUCAACUUAACUGAGACUAUUGAGGAGUUUGAUUCAUCUUGGAGUUCUAUCCUUGAUAAAUAUGAUCUGAGUGGACAUGAUUGGCUGCAAUUAUUGUAUAAUGCUCGUGCUCAAUGGGUCCCAGUAUAUUUUCGAGAUUCCUUUUUUGCUGCUAUAUCUCCAAAUCAAGGGUUUGAUGGCUCCUUUUUUGAUGGCUAUGUGAACCAACAAACAACAUUACCAUUGUUCUUCAGACAAUAUGAAAGAGCUCUAGAAAAUUGUUUUGAAAGAGAGUUAGAAGCAGAUUUUGAUACAAUUUGCACUACACCAGUUCUGAGGACACCAUCUCCAAUGGAAAAACAAGCAGCAAGUAUGUACACAAGGAAAAUAUUUGCAAAAUUUCAAGAAGAGUUAGUUGAAACUUUUGUCUAUACUGCUAAUAAAAUUGAGGGUGAUGGGAAUAUCAGCACAUUCAGGGUUGCAAAAUUUGAGGAUGACCAUAAAGCAUAUAUUGUUACAUUGAACUAUCCAGAAAUGAAAGCAAACUGUAGCUGUCAAAUGUUUGAGUAUUCAGGCAUUCUAUGUAGGCACGUUUUGACAGUCUUCACAGUGACAAAUGUACUUACAUUGCCAUCUCACUACAUCUUAAAAAGAUGGACGAGAAAUGCCAAAACUGGUGUUGGAGUAGAUGAACGUGGUGGUGAAUUACAUGGACAAGAGUCUCUCGCAUUGCGGUACAACAAUUUGUGUAGGGAAGCCAUCAAAUAUGCAGAGGAAGGGGCAAUAGCUGUGGAUACUUACAAUGUUGCAAUGAGUGCUCUUAGAGAAGGUGUGAAGAGAAUUGCUGCUGCAAAGAAAAAUGUUGCCAAAGUUCCUCCUCCCAGCUCGCAGGCUGGUGGGAUUGGUUACGAUGACAGGAAAAGCUCUACAUCAGCAUCAGAUACAACCCCAUUGUUGUGGCCAAGGCAAGAUGAAGUUACUCGGCGAUUUAAUCUAAAUGACGCUGGUGCUCCAGCUCAAUCUGUUGCUGAUCUGAAUCUUCCCCGCAUGGCCCCUGUGUCCCUUCAGAGGGAUGAAGGUGCUCCUGGAAACAUCGCAGUUCUUCCUUGUCUCAAAUCGAUGACUUGGGUGAUGGAGAAUAAGAAUUCAACAUCAGGGAACAGAGUUGCUGUCAUCAACUUGAAGUUGCAAGAUUACAACAAGAAUCCUUCAACAGAAUUAGAGGUUAAGUUUCAACUAUCAAGAGUUACGCUCGAGCCCAUGUUGAGAUCUAUGGCGUAUAUUAGUGAGCAGCUUUCUACACCAGCUAACAGGGUUGCUGUCAUUAAUUUAAAGUUGCAAGAUACUGAAACAACUUCAGGAGAGUCAGAUGUCAAAUUUCAGGUGUCUAGAGAUACAUUAGGUGCCAUGCUGAGAUCAAUGGCCUACAUCCGCGAGCAGCUCUCAAAUGUUGCUGAGCCCCAGCCAGAGCCUCUAUCAAAGAAGCCGAGGAAGUAAAGGCAUCGAAUUUGUUGCCCGUUUUGUUCCCCCAGGUGCAAUCAGUUUGCAUAGAUGGAUAGCAAAUGUUUGUUAACCAAAUUCUGUCAUUGUCUCUGUUGCUGUCCUCGAAAUUCUGUCAUUUCUCCCAAUGACUCGGGAACCCCCACCAAUCCUCCCUCUUCAUGGGGCUUUUGAUCUGGCUAGCAUUUUUCUAUUUGUGCCUCCGAUCUUCCUCCCCCACCCAAAGUUACCAUCCACUCAAUAACCCUGUGUAAACUUGUGUAACAUAUUUGUACAUGUAGUGUUGCAAAUUCAAAAAUCAAAGGCAUCAAGUUAAGGUUUUUGAUCUAGUCUUUCUUUGUAAUGUGCCUUGUUAAAUAUUUUUCUUUAACAUUUGUCAAGAAGUAAAUUCUGGAUGUGAUCUGAGUCUAA
Messenger RNA from Jatropha curcas, 3348 nucleotides. It is a transcript of the gene FRS3, whose product is annotated as FAR1-related sequence 3. Lineage: Eukaryota; Viridiplantae; Streptophyta; Magnoliopsida; Malpighiales; Euphorbiaceae. Gene Ontology annotation, molecular function: zinc ion binding. The record is from RefSeq and is a predicted model, not a curated record. Gene Ontology annotation, biological process: regulation of DNA-templated transcription.